Molecule: messenger RNA, 1881 nt
Organism: Ziziphus jujuba (common jujube)
Lineage: Eukaryota; Viridiplantae; Streptophyta; Magnoliopsida; Rosales; Rhamnaceae
Product: homeobox protein knotted-1-like 4
Exons: 6
Coding region: 246-1394 (382 amino acids)
Biological process (GO): regulation of DNA-templated transcription
Cellular component (GO): nucleus
Molecular function (GO): DNA binding
Source: RefSeq, a predicted model, not a curated record
AUUUUCUCUCCCCACUAUCCAAACACACAACUCUUUUCUCUCUGAGAAAAAAAUCAAACCCCCUUUUUUUCAACUCCGAAACUUAACCCACCUUCAAAGCUUUUUCCCCUUCUUUUUUUUUUUUUAUCCAUUUUCCUUUCCUUUUCUUCUUCCUACAACCGAAAAACACUUUCUUUUCUUUUUUUCUUUUUUUUUUUUUGAAUGAUUUCGCAGUGAAAUGAAGUGAAAGUGAUUAAAAAAAAAAAAUGGAGUUUCAAGAAGAAGUUCCUCACGAAAUGGCUUUCCAAACUUUCAUGGAUCAGCCGGAAAUCUCCAUAGGUGGCGGCGGAAGCAGCGGAGGAAGCGGAGCUCCGACGUGGCUUAACAACGCCAUGUUUAGGCAGCAGCAGAAAUUCCUGAACUUGCAGCAGGCCGCCGAAUCCGAGUCGCGGAACGAUGGAAUUGCGACGGCUCCGGCGAACAAAAGCCUCAAUUGCGGCGAUCAGAGGACUUGCCGUGGAGAAGAGGAGGAGGAGGUGGAGGAUGAUGAUGAGGAAGAAGAAAGGGAAGAGGAAGAGGAGGAGGAGGAGAUGGUGGUGGUGGAGUGUGAGAACGCGAGGUUCAAAGCGGACAUAAUCAGGCAUCCACUGUACGAGCAGUUGCUAUCGGCUCACGUUUCGUGCCUGAGGAUCGCAACUCCCGUGGACCAGCUGCCGAAGAUCGAUGCUCAGCUCGCUCAGUCUCAUCGCGUGGUAGCCAAGUACUCCGCGAUCGGCAUGAAAAGCGGCCUUCAAGUUGUCGAUGAAAAAGACCUUGAUCAGUUCAUGACAAAUUAUGUUUUAUUGCUCUGUUCCCUUAAAGAGCAAUUGCAGCAACAUGUUCGUAUUCACGCUAUGGAAGCGGUGGUGACCUGUUGGGAGCUUGAGCAAUCUCUGCAGAGCUUAACAGGUGUAUCGCCAGGUGAAGGCACGGGUGCAACAAUGUCUGAUGACGAUGAUGAUCAGGUAGAUAGUGAUGUCAACUUGUAUGAUGGAAGUCUGGAUGGCCCUGAUAGCAUGGGAUUUGGUCCUCUCAUCCCCACUGAAACUGAAAGGUCCUUGAUGGAGCGUGUAAGGCAAGAAUUGAAGCAUGAAUUGAAACAGGGUUACAAGGAUAAGAUUGUGGACGUUAGAGAGGAAAUUCUCCGUAAGAGAAGAGCAGGAAAACUGCCAGGUGAUACCACCUCCCUUUUGAAAGCUUGGUGGCAAUCACAUUCUAAGUGGCCAUACCCAACAGAGGAAGAUAAAGCAAAAUUGGUGCAAGAAACAGGCUUGCAACUGAAGCAGAUAAAUAACUGGUUUAUAAAUCAAAGGAAAAGGAACUGGCAUACCAACCUUUCAUCUUCACCUACCUCAAAGAGUAAACGCAAGAGGUAAAACCAGCAAUCAGAACGCAAUGUAAAUGGACAAGGACAAACGGUAACAUCUUGUUUAUACUCGUCUUUCCAGUCUUUCAGACAGUCAUUAUCUGAGAGUAAUGUUUUGGCGAUACGGGAAUGUACUGCAAGGGAAGAUUAGUGUAGUUUGUGAAGAUUUUUACUUUGCAUUUAUACAAUGAAAGCUUAUUUGAUUCUGCCAUUAUAAUACCUAUGAUAAUGGUUUCUGUGCAAAGAUAUGCAUGAAGGUGUAAUGUGUAAUGACAGAUGUGAUAUCUCUAGCAUCAAUCUAUCAUACAGUUGAAGCCUUGGAGGGAAACAAAAACAAGUUCUGCUAGCCUUCUUUGUAACCAUGUGCAGGUGGAUCUAGGUAGCAUUUUGUGCACUACGUGCCUGAGUUCUAAAAUUAUUAAUUCCUAUGUUUAUUUUUGCGAAUAAGAAUUGACUGUGUAAAUGCAUUUAAAUAUAUGACAAUUUAAUAGUUUGAA